AUGAGCACCGCCGAGCAGCAGCAGCUUCCCUCCCGCGAGGAGCUCAAGGAGCGCGCCAUUGAGGGCCACCCCAUCACCACCGAAGAGGUCUCCAAGAUCGCCAAGACGGAGACAGAGCUGACGGACGGUCGUGGACCAAUCGCGGGCGGAGUUGCCGCGACGGCUCAGAGCUUGAAGGCCAAGCAGGAGCACUUUCUUGAGGUGGCCAGCGAGGUGUCUCACAAGCCUGUCGAGGAGAUCACCAAGGAGGAUGCCGCUGCUGUUGAGAGCGCCGAGGCACGUCUUCUUGGUCACCGCCCGCCGAAGGGAUCAACUGCCGCUACGAUCCAGUCGAUUGCGGACAAGAACGAGAAACUCAUGUCCGAGACUAACAAGGCUGAUGCCUAG
Messenger RNA from Sordaria macrospora k-hell, 387 nucleotides. RefSeq lists its product as uncharacterized. The record is from RefSeq and is a predicted model, not a curated record. Lineage: Eukaryota; Fungi; Ascomycota; Sordariomycetes; Sordariales; Sordariaceae.